GUCCAAUAGCAACCAACUCCAAUAGAGUAAAACUACAUGCUCAAAUAAGUCAAACAUUGCUAAUUUGCAACCAGAUUAAAGAUAAAUCGGUCAUCAUUACAUGCAUACUAUUUCCUGUAGCAUGCAGUCCAACAUCCAUAGUCAUCUUAAGUAGCACACUAACCAGUUGAGGUCCAUCAACAGAAGUGGAAACGGACCUUUAAAAUGCAGGGUGUAGAGAUGCCAGGACAGUGUUCAAUUUUUGCUGCUCUGGAAGUUAAUCUCAUUAUGACACUUCUAUAACCUCUUUUUAAAAGCAUACUCUAUAAUAACAAGCCCGGUCCAAUGUCUAGCGGGUAUCUUCGCUUUGAGGGAGGAGUCAGCUAUCCCUCCACUCUUGGUACAUCCUUUUCAAGACCUGCAGCACUUGGGCCAAAUAAUGUAUAUGUCAGUAAGCCUAUCCCCCCCCAGCAGUCACGGUGGAAGGACACGGCCAAGGCUUGCACUGAGCAUCUCAAAAAGGGUUUAUUGCCUCUCAAAACGAAGACACCACACUCAAGUAUAAGAAGGACUGUGGGUAGAAGGAGCAGAGAGGAGAGAGAACAAUAGCAGAGAACCAUCUGAAAAUCUGGCAAAACUGCUAUCCAUAGUAAGAUGAAAUUCUUCAAGAAAACUAAAGACGAGGAGCCAACUGCUCCAGGGCAGGUGGCAAUCAAAAAGAGAUCCAGAGUCCCUGGGGUCAUGAUUACACAGUUUGUGGAGGAGCUUCCUGUGGGCAUGACCACCCCUGAUUUCACCCUCAAACCCAUCGCUUUGACUAUUCAGGAAGGGAAAUGUGCUGUUUUCAAAGCAAUUGUGUCUGGUAAUCCGACACCAAGUGUGCAUUGGACAAGAAGUAAUGGAGAAGUAACAGAACCAGAGAGAUACAAAAUGGUAUCUGAUCCAGCCACGCCUUAUGAGCACUACAUAGAGAUGCCGGAAGUAUCUCCAGAACAAGCUGAUACCUACAAAUGCUUUGCCACCAAUGAGUAUGGAAAAGCUGUGGUCACCGCUAACCUCAAUGUAAUUGAAAUGGGUUAUAAGAAGGGCAAGGCUAUGAAAGAUGCACGAGCAGCUGCUGUGAAGCCACCUGAAGAUUUCAAAAAUCUCCUAACAAAAGCGGUUGUAGAAUCAGACAAAGAUGACAAAAAAGAGGGAGAAAUCGAUCCAAGGUUUUGGGAUGUGUUGAUGAGUGCCGACAAGAAAGACUAUGAGAAAAUCUGUGCUGAGUUUGGAGUCACUAACUUCCGCUGGAUGCUGAAGACACUGAAUGCGAAGAAGGUUGAGAGGGAGGAAGAACAAGCAAAGUAUGUUGAAAAGCUCAGCAAUCUGAAACACAUUGAAGUAAAACCUGGUGGAGGUGCAGAGUUUGAAUUUGAGAUGUCGCUUAAAGACCCCAACGUCAAGAUCUUCCUGUUCAAGAAUGGAGUAAUGGUUCCGUUCAGUGUCGAAACAGAAGAGAAGCAUUUUCUGAAGAAAACGGGAAGAAAAUUUACAUUUGGCAUUAAGGAUCUUGCUGGAGAUGAUGAAGGAUUGUACCAAGUGAUGGUGGAGGGGGUACUUAUCUUCUCAACUGACUUCAAAGUUCCAAUGGUGGAUUUCCUGGUCAAAAUUCAGGAAGUGAAGGCCACGGAGAGAGAGGAUGCCGUGUUUGAAUGUGUCCUGUCAUCACCCAUGUCAAAGAUUCAAUGGACGGGGAGGAAUCAACCGUGUGAACAAGGGGACAAGUUUGACAUUGAAGUGUCAGAGGACAUGCUCAUUCAUACCUUGGUUGUGAAGGACUGUGCGAAACUGGAUGGUGGUAUCUAUUCAGUAUGUGCAGGGAUCAAGUCUUGCAAUGCCUUUCUUGUUGUGGAGGUUGAUAGCGAUCCAGCCACCAAGGGGAAAAAGAAAGUCCGCAAAACAACUCGAGCUGGUGGGGGAGAGGUAGACUUGGCUAAAAUAGCUGCAGAGCAGAAAGCUAAGCUGGACAAAGAGAGAGAUGAGAGAAUGGAGUUGGCGAAGCAGAUUAAGGCAGACAUGGACGCUAAGGCAGCAGGAGCGCCAGAACCAGAGCCGGAGAACAAGGACGAGAAGGAAGAGCCUGAGCCUGUGGAAGAGAAUAUGGAAGAGCUUGGAGAUGAAGAGAUACCAGUUGAAAAGAAGAAGAAAGAGCCUGGAGACGAAGAGAUACCAUUUGAGGAGAAUAACAAAGAGCCUGGAGACGAAGACACACCAGUUGAAAAGAAGAAGAAAGAGCCUGGAGACGAAGAGAUACCAUUUGAGGAGAAUAACAAAGAGCCUGGAGACGAAGACACACCAGUUGAAAAGAAGAAGAAAAGAGGGAGAACAGGUCCACUGAUCCCAGACACCAUCAUAGACCCAGGAGUGCACUUUACCAGUGGAUUGUCAGACAUCAGUGUUAAUAUGGGCAACAGAGGUGAACUGGAGUGUAAACUGAGCAGUGAAAACUGUGAAGGAAUCUGGUACAAAGAUGGAGACGAGAUAGAAGCAUCAGAUGAUAUUGAGAUGAAACAUGAUGGGGCCUUUCACAGGCUUAUACUGAAGAACUGCAAGGAGGAAGAUUCUGGCAAAUACCGAUUUGAAGCUGAUGGACGUAAAACAGAGUCCAUGCUCAUUGUAGAGGAUCCACCCAGAGUAAACCCAGAUGACCUGGCUGAUUUCUCAAAGCCCGUCAUAAUAAAGGUUGGCCAGAGCGCUACCUUCAAGCUGUCUUUUAUGGGUCGUGACCCAAUGAAGAUCUAUUGGUACAACGAAGGUGAGGAGUUGGUGGAGGACAAACACAUCAAUAUUGAGAAGUCGCUCACACACAGUCGCCUCCUCCUCAGCAAGUGCCAGCGGAAAGCCACAGGAGAAAUCAAGAUCAAGAUCAAAAAUGAAUGUGGAACCAUUGAGGGCAUAUCCAGGUUGAUUGUGCUGGACAGACCAAGCCCUGCCCUAGGACCUGUGGAGAUAAUUGAAGCUUCUUCGGCUGUACUUGACUUUAAAUGGAGGCCUCCCAAAGACAAUGGUGGCUCUCCUGUGAUCAACUACAUCCUGGAACGACAGCAGCUGGGCCGUAACUCCUGGAUGAAGCUGGGUCAGAUCCCUGGAGAGCCCAAAUACAGGGACACCGAUGUAGACCAUGGAAGGAAGUACUGCUACCAUAUCAGGGCUGUGACUGAGCAGGGCAUAAGUGAAAUGAUGGAGACAGAUGACAUCCAGGCCGGUACAAGAGCAUAUCCCGGACAACCUUCCUCACCCAAAGUGAUCAGUGCCUUUGCAAACUGCAUCAAUCUGGAAUGGGUUCCCCCUUCCAACACUGGAGGAACUAAUAUUCUAGGUUACCAUCUGGAGAAACGCAAGAAGGGCAGCAAUCUAUGGGGUUCAAUCAACAAUGUGAAAGAGCCAAUCAAAGGUCAAGGGAUUGCAGUGAAAGACGUUAUUGAGGGAAUAGAGUAUGAGUUCCGUGUUGCAGCUAUCAACAUAUCUGGUGCUGGAGAGCCAAGUACCCCCUCUGAAUUUGUUAUUGCAAGAGACCCAAAGAAGCCCCCCGGUCAAAUCAAUGACCUGAAGGUGACAGACUCCACCUACACCACCUUGUCCCUGGGUUGGACUAAACCCAUAGAGGAGGAAGGGGUCCAAGAUGAAGCCAAGGGAUACUUUGUGGAGAUCAGACCAGCAGCAAACCCAGAGUGGGACCGCUGUAACAAUAACCCCAUCAUCAUUACCUCCUAUAACAUUUUGGGUCUUAAGUCAAUGGCCAUGUACUGGGUGAGAGUGAUUGCCACCAACGACGGGGGAGAAGGGGAGCCCAAAGGCUUGGACAACUACAUCAUUGCAAUGCCCCCCCCAGUGAGACCACAUUUCACUGAUCGCAAAAUGAAGAGCUUCAUGGUUGUGAGAGCCGGGAAUUCUGCUCGAAUCAACAUCAACUUUGUGGCUUCUCCUAUGCCAAACAUAACGUGGCUAAAGGAUGGGAUGCCAGUAUCAAAACUUGUAACAAUUAGCAACUCCGAUAAUACAUCCCAGCUCCUAAUCUCCACAUCUGAGCGUCCCGACACAGGAAUCUACACCAUCAUUGUCAAGAACAUGGUUGGUCAGGAGACCUUCAGUAUCGAGAUCAGAGUCACAGAUGAUCCCAAGCCUCCCGGCCCAGCGGAAUUGGAACAGAAUGUUCCUGGAACAGUGACUGUGACCUGGACUCCCUCCCCAGAUGAGAGGAGGGACGACAGGCUGCACUACAUAGUGUCCAGACGAGACUCCGUCAAGCGAAUGUGGCAAACUGUAGCAGACCACCUCUUCAACAACAAGUUCACAGCCCUCAACAUCAUGGCUGGACGAGAGUACUACUUCCGUGUCUACGCCAAAAAUGACAUGGGUCUCUCUGAGCCUUCUGAGUCGCCAACCUGGGGAGUGACCAAGAAAAAAGAUAAGUUCUCAAUGGCUUUCAGCUCAUUCAAGAGCCUCAACUUUGAGUCAGCGCCAUCAUUCUUAGUUCCACUGAAAACGCACAGCACCCCUGAGAGCUACGAGUGCUACAUGAGCUGUGCUGUCAGAGGGGACCCAACACCUCAUGUCACAUGGUACCGCAACAAUAUCAGCCUCAACACCAACACCAACUAUCUCAUCACCAACACCUGUGGGGUCUGCUCCAUGCUUAUACUGAGGGUUGGAACCAAGGACACUGGAGAGUACAAAGUCAUCGCAGACAAUGCCUUGGGCAGGGCAGAGUGCUCCACCAAACUCACAGUCAACGAGUGAAGUGGUUCCACAGUCCUCCAGUUCUGCUUCGCAAAGACUGUCAGAUUGCCCAGAGCAACCAGAAACACUGCAGAGAGCUGAAAUGGAUGUGUGUUGAUUAUAUCCUUAGAGAGUAGGCAUGUUCUUUAGUCAUCUGGUAAAAGAAGAAUAUCAAUAGUGGUUUAAGAUACAGUAGUGUGUUGAAAGAGAUUAUGUAAUGACUUAUUCAUACUGUAAAUAGGCCUGCAAUGAGUUUUUCCAACUUUUGUUUGACAGAAACUUGACAAUCCAAUCCCAGAUGUGUUCUCUUGUUGACUCUCAAAACUUAAGAGAGACAGAGGCAACAGAAAGGAUUCCUAUAAUUUAAGACGGAUGCAAUUUGAAAUCAAUAUUCCAUAGGCCACUCACAUGGUGUCCAUUGCCUAGGCUGUCCACUGUGAACCCCCCCCCCCCCCCCCCCCCUUCCAUAAAAUCGUCCAUGGGUGCACACACCCUGGUAAUGUUUUGCCAACUGUUACACAGCUUCACAUACCUCUUUUACUGCUAGCAUGCAGUCGUGUUCUUUCGGGGGAUAUUGAGAGUUUAAAAUGGAAGGUAAUAAAUUAGAAGAAUUCAUAGGCAUGACUGAGUUUGACCUUAUGUACAUUUGGUCCUGGGCUGGUUUCAAGUUUCAGGAAGUGUAAACUUUCUACAUGACAAUGCAUGGUUCUGUAGUGAUUAAGCGGACAAUAAUUAUUUUAUAGCAUAACAAUGUAACAGGCUUUGACAUUUACAAGCAUACAAACUGGUGGACAAGAAUAAGUUCACUGUAUUUACACUGUAUUUUACAGUUGUUUUAAAUACAGUAAAUACAGUAAUACAGUAAUGCAACAUUAUUAAAAGUUAAGGUGAUUCCUGGAAAUGUAAGUCAAAUUCCUAAUAGUGAAAGCAAGUUAUUCUAACUGUCGGCUAUUUGAGAUUCAGUGUACUGUCAAUCGGAUUUUGAACCUAAUAACUUUAAAUAAUUUUGCCUGCAUUUAAGUAAGUAGCAACAACUGGUUAUAGGCUUCCUCCCUUUCCUUUCUUUGUUUGGUAAAAAUAUGUAAACAACUGGAUGGAAAAUGCAAUGGACAGGAAAUGUGGGGUGUGAGUUGAUGCAGAAUUGUUUUGUGAAGGAAUACUUAUUAGCCCUUGACCCUGUGUGGCCCCUGAAGUAAAUGCCUUCUGGAAUGUCAACCUUCUCAGCUCAGCUUCCCAUGCCUGUGUUCGGUCAACCUUCCUGUGUCAAACACCAACUUUUAUUUUGUCGCCUGAAAUAUCCACAACACACAGUCAAUUGUGCUUGGACCAAGCAUAACUGUGUCAUUGCUAAGAAUACAAUAAAGAAUAAAGAAUGACUCCUAGUGGUUUUAAGUUCCAACCAG
Oncorhynchus mykiss (rainbow trout) is the source of this 6143-nucleotide messenger RNA. NCBI's taxonomy places the organism in Eukaryota, Metazoa, Chordata, Actinopteri, Salmoniformes, Salmonidae. The record is from RefSeq and is a predicted model, not a curated record.